UUGCACUGGACCAUGGGAAAUAGGAACAAUGUCACUGUGUUUAUUCUCUUGGGCUUAUCUCAAAACAAGAACAUUGAAAUCCUCUGCUUUGUAUUAUUUUUAUUUUGCUACAUUGCUGUUUGGAUGGGAAAUUUGUUCAUAAUGAUUUCUAUCACAUGCAGUCCACUCAUUAACCAACCCAUGUAUUUCUUCCUUAAUUACCUCUCACUCUCAGACCUUUGCUACACAUCAACAGUGGUGCCCAAACUCAUAACUGAUUUAUUGGCAGAAAGGAAGACCAUUUCCUAUAGUAGCUGCAUGACGCAGCUUUUUAUCCUUCAAUUCCUUGGAGGCAUUGAGAUCUUUGUCCUCACCAGGGUGGCCUAUGACCGCUACGUGGCCGUCUGCAGACCCCUGCUCUACACCGUCACCAUGAGCAGACAAAGGUGUAAUGCAAUCAUCACAGCCUGUUGUACUGGGGGGUUUAUGCACUCUGCCAGUCAGUUUCUUCUCACCAUCUUUUUACCGUUCUGUGGCCCCCAUGAGAUCGAUCACUACUUCUGCGACGUGUAUCCUUUGCUGAAAUUGGCCUGCGCUGAUACAUACAGAAUCGGUCUCCUGGCAAUUGUUGAUUCAGGUCUGGUUGCUCUGGUCACUUUUGUGAUUUUGAUGGGGUCCUGUUUUCUGAUGUUGCACACCAUCAGGGGUUGCCCUGCGGAGAGCCGUGCCAAAGCUCUUUCAACUUGUAGUUCCCACGUGACAGUCGUGGGCCUGUUCUUUGGGCCAGUCCUCCUCAUUUACAUGAGGCCAGCUGAAACUUUUCCAGAAGACAAAGCAUUUGCUCUUUUCUACACCAUCAUUGCCCCCAUGUUCAACCCUCUGAUAUACACGCUGAGAAACUUGGAGAUGAAGAAUGCUGUGAGGAAAAUGUUGUAG
This is a messenger RNA of Camelus dromedarius (Arabian camel), 915 nucleotides long. RefSeq names its product olfactory receptor 4P4. Gene Ontology annotation, cellular component: plasma membrane. The transcript has a single exon. Gene Ontology annotation, molecular function: olfactory receptor activity; G protein-coupled receptor activity. The coding region runs from base 13 to 915 and encodes 300 amino acids. Lineage: Eukaryota; Metazoa; Chordata; Mammalia; Artiodactyla; Camelidae. Gene Ontology annotation, biological process: G protein-coupled receptor signaling pathway. The record is from RefSeq and is a predicted model, not a curated record.